Fonsecaea multimorphosa CBS 102226 is the source of this 1254-nucleotide messenger RNA. RefSeq lists its product as uncharacterized. Bases 1 to 1254 code for a protein of 417 amino acids. Gene Ontology annotation, molecular function: hydrolase activity, acting on carbon-nitrogen (but not peptide) bonds. The transcript has 3 exons. The record is from RefSeq and is a predicted model, not a curated record. NCBI's taxonomy places the organism in Eukaryota, Fungi, Ascomycota, Eurotiomycetes, Chaetothyriales, Herpotrichiellaceae.
AUGAAUUCUUUCAUCAUAAAAGACAUCCGUCUUUUCGACGGAGACAAAGUGGUGGAGAAUAGCAGCGUGCGUGUAGAGAAUGGCAUAAUCACUGAAGUCGGUGACAACGCCAGCAAAGAUGGAACUCCUGUCAUAUCUAAGCCUGGCCACACACUGGUUCCAGGUCUGAUCGAGGCGCACUGCCAUCCAUAUGACAAUGUCAAGCUGCCGGAGCAGUGCUUUCGGUUUGGCAUCACAACAUUGAUGGACAUGCACAACGUCCACGAACACGCAGUUCAGCAGAAACAGUGGGCCAGAGAAAGGACGGACUUCCCAGACAUCAAAAGCUGUCAUUACGCGGCCACCAUUUCAGGCGGUUGGCCGGCCUUCGUGGAAAAGAAGUUGAGCAAAGAUGGACACGAGAAGUUCGACAAAUACCCUAACAUUGCCACCGAAGCAGACGCCGAAGCAUACAUCGCGAGAUCACUGCAGGACGGUGCCGACUACAUCAAAUUGAUGCACGAGGUGGGCACAGCUAUCGGGAUCCCUCCAGGUCUCAUCGCACAGCCGACCGAAAGUGUCCAAGCGGCGGUGGUGCGCGCAGCACAUCAAAAAGGUCUCAAGGUCAUUGCCCACGCCUUGUCGCGCAAAGACACGCUCGAGGUGUUGAGAGCUGGGGUAGACGGUCUCGCCCAUACCUUCUUCGACGAGCCUAUUACACCCCAGGUGAUCGAGUUGUAUCGUCGAAAUCGCGCCUGGUGUACCCCAACACUAGGCUGUUCCGGCAGCAUGACUGGCGAGUCGUUGAAUAUCGUCAAGCAGUUUUCGGAGGAUCCCAGAGUCCGGAGCCGAGUGCUUGACACGGAUGUGCAGGUCAUGCAACAUUGCAUGCACUUGAAGGCCGACACAGCAAGAUGGGACUACGCCAUUGACAGUGUAAGGCAAUUGAGAGCGGCGGGCGUCCAGAUCGUCACUGGUUCCGACUCUGCACCAGGUGCGCCAGGCCUAGUCUUUGGUGUGAACCUACACAUCGAGAUGUUCUUGCUGGUUCACAAAGCCGGAAUGACGCCGCUGGAAGUCUUGAAGUCUACGACUAGCGUCACUGCGGAUGCUUUUGGAUGGUCGGAUCGAGGAAGGAUAGGGCCGGGUCUCAAGGCUGAUCUUGUUCUGGUGGAAGGAAAUCCCAUGGUCGACAUUACAGACAUGCUGAAUAUUAGAGGAAUAUGGAGAGACGGUGUCAAAUUUGAGGGACAUGAGGGGUUUCCCCUCUCAUGA